Molecule: messenger RNA, 1859 nt
Organism: Balaenoptera ricei (Rice's whale)
Lineage: Eukaryota; Metazoa; Chordata; Mammalia; Artiodactyla; Balaenopteridae
Gene: AKIP1
Product: A-kinase interacting protein 1
Exons: 4
Coding region: 72-860 (262 amino acids)
Biological process (GO): regulation of non-canonical NF-kappaB signal transduction
Cellular component (GO): nucleoplasm
Source: RefSeq, a predicted model, not a curated record
GCCUUGAGAGGCCGGCUGGGUGAGGGCUUCCUAGUGAGGGAGGGGGAGGCGGAAAUGGAGGGGCUCCGCGCAUGCCUUCGCCCCUGACACCGAGCCCGCUGGAGAGCGCGUUGGGCGGAGCCGGGGGCGGCGGUCGCCGGGGAGAUCGAGGCCCUGGGUUCGACCCCGAGCUGGAGCGGGGUCCCGGAGGCCCGCUAACCCGCCGGUGUUUGUAUGUGCCCUCGCAGGGAGACAUGGAGAACUGUUUGGCGGCCGCGGCGCUGAACGGGGUGGACCGACGUUCCCUGCAACGCUCGGCUAGGCUGGGUCAAGAAGUGCUGGAGCGGGCCAAAAGGAGGGCGGUGGACUGGCAUUCGGUGGAGCUUCCCACAGGCAGCGUGGGGGUCAUUUCCCGGGAGCGGCCCUACAGAGAAAGAGGGCCGGCAGCCGGCCCCCAUCGCCUUCUCCCAGGAGAGAGAGAAGAAAGACACCCAACCCUCAGUGCUUCCUUCAGAACAAUGGCUGAAUUCAUGGACUAUACUUCAAGUCAGUGUGGGAAAUAUUAUUCAUCUGUGCCAGAGGAAGGAGGGGCAACCCACGUCUAUCGUUAUCACAGAGGGAAGUCGAAGCUGCACUUGUGCUCGGACACUGGGAAUGGUCAGAGACAAGACACCCCCCUUGGUGUCGGAGGCAUCCGUCAGGCAUCAGAGUGUGCACUAGAGGCAUCCCAGCCUGUGAGUACAGAGCUUCUAGGGUACUGGGCUCCACCACCACUGCAAUUCCAUGAACUGAUCUGGUUACUAUCGGGUUCUUUGUACUGGAUCUAUAGUAUUUUUAAGUUGGAAUAUUUUUACCCUUGGGGACAGUGUACAACAUUUUAGUUCAGUGUAAAAUUAUGUUUUCUUGGUAUCCUUCCUUCACUUGAAAUUUCAGGGAUACUCUUUGUGCCUGAACUCAUAGUUGCGGUUGGAAAGAAUGCAAAGUAUUCAUAUCUCCAUUCCUACAGCUCAGCUGGGCUGGCACUGGGUCCUGUUGGAAUUCCACCAUCUGUUCAAGCAGCAGGAGGGGCCUGACCCUCCUGCUUACAAAGUGAAAACCAUCGCUGAAAUUCUGCAGCGUAUACAUUUGGUUAGAUCAGGUUCCAAAACAUUUGAAGAGAUUUGUUCCUAUUUUCCGCACAUGUUUCUCUGUGAAAACAUACAGUGAUGUUUUUAGGAUAAAAUACUCAUUAGUUCAUGAACCCAGGGAAUCUUUUGGAACUUGGAAGGGCUGGAAUUCUGAGGAAUGGAACUCUGGUGUGUUGCUGCAAUAGUUUGCUUAAUUUUUGUUUGUAUACAGUGUGCUACUAGCCAGGAUUCAGAAUAUACUAGAGUUAGUAGCAACUAAGACUAUUCUGCUUUUAGUACAAGUUGUUAGGCUUAGAUGCCUCCAAUACUUACUGUAUUUUGGUAAUGCUAAUCUUCCUGAUGUUCACAGUGUUGGAAUCACAGAUGCCAAUCUUGCCCCUUUUAUGCAGACAAUUGAAGCAUCCUUGGCUUUCUGCAAUUCUGAUAAAGCUGUAUUUUCUGAAACCUCCUUUUGUUUAUUUUCAUAGUUGAUGACCAGUAAAUAGUUGUGGCAUUGUCAUACACAUUCACGUCAGUUAAAUGAUGAUAAGCCUCCAAUUUUGCAGUAACUGGGCAUGAAAGGAUAUAGCAUAAAGCAGCUUCGGAAAACCUUGGCUUCAAAUCUAUUUGCAAGAUGGAAAGAGAGGAAGUUUCAUAAAAGUAUAAAUAUUAUCAUUUAUUCCUCCUAGCAGAAUUUACUGGCCAGUAGUUUGGUCCACCUGCCCCCCGCCCCCAGGGGUGAUGUAGAAAUGACAGCUUCUGCCUGUGGCUCCU